Messenger RNA from Cryptosporidium muris RN66, 1116 nucleotides. Its product is annotated as initiation factor 2 subunit family protein. Gene Ontology annotation, biological process: translational initiation. The record is from RefSeq and is a predicted model, not a curated record. The transcript has a single exon. Gene Ontology annotation, cellular component: eukaryotic translation initiation factor 2B complex. The coding region runs from base 1 to 1116 and encodes 371 amino acids. Lineage: Eukaryota; Apicomplexa; Conoidasida; Eucoccidiorida; Cryptosporidiidae. Gene Ontology annotation, molecular function: translation initiation factor activity; guanyl-nucleotide exchange factor activity.
AUGAUCCAGGAAGUUUUGCAAAUAAGUGCAGAUUUCCAUGACAAAGAGAAUAUAUUAAAAAGUGGUAGAGCUAAUGUUGAUAAUGUUGCAAUUUACUUUUGGGAAUAUUUAAAUAAAGAAUGUAAAAAAUCAACACCUAGUUGUGUAGUUUUAGAAUCUGUUGUACUAGCUUUGAAAAGAGUUGUAAAUGAGAGUACUGCUACAGAUAUACCUGAAUUAUUUACAGAGAUAAAUGCAGCAAAGGAUAUGCUAUUGAUGUGUUUGUGCAGUGAUCAAAUGUUAACUGAAUUAGCAUAUAGUUGUGGAGUAACUAAUUUUUCUAUAGCUCCAAUAUGUAAUAUAUUUGAGUCAUGUGUAAUGCAAUUAAUAAUGAAUGAAUAUAAUGGAUUUUGUAGUGAUAUUGAAUUAUUUAAAUUAAGAUUAGCUGAAAAGAUUUGUAAUUUUGUAAAUAAUUUAACUAAGGGAUCUCAAGAAAUUUCUCACUUAACAUCAUCAAUCUUUGUUAGAGAUAGAAUGACAGUUCUAACAUUUGGAUAUUCAGAUUUAAUAGAUAUAGUUUUGUGUAAUGCCUGGAAUAAAUAUAAAAAACAUUAUAACUUACUCAUUGUAAUACCUUCUGAAAAAAUAACUAAUGAAAAUGCUGCAAGAAAAGCAUUAAUUGAUUUUCAUCACAAGAAAAUAUCAGAAUGGAUUGUUAAACUUGAGGAAUUUGGUGUUUCAGUUUCUACUUUACCCCUAGAUUCUAUCUACAAUGUUAUGACAGUUGUUGACUUUGUAUUAAUAGCAAGUGAAUGUAUAUUUGAGACUGGAGCCAUUGCAGGCUUAUCUGGAACUGCAAUUAUUUCUUCAAUAGCUAAGAAUAUAUUUAAAAAACCAGUUUUUGUCAUUUCCUAUGUUGCAAAGUUUAUAAAAUAUGUCCCAUUUGAAAUGAGGACAACUGAUAUCCUUACAAAUUCAACUUAUAAAGGUAUAAAAUCUACUACUAAUGGAAACAUUGAUCUAAUAUAUUCUUCUAUUGAUAUAUCAGAGAGCAACAAUAUUUCAAUGAUAUUUACAGAUAUUGGUGCAUUAAGUCCUUGUAAUGUAGCAUUUGAACUAAAACAGCUUGGUUUCUAA